AUGUUGCCCGCUGCGCUUUAUGGGCAAUUGGCUCCCAACGCCUUCGCGGACCCGCUUUUGCAGGCCACAAUGGCCGCGAAUUUGGUGCCGCAAACGUCGGCGGCCGUUACCAUCUCCACCAAUUCAAAUGGUGGCCAAGUAAGUUUUUUGAAGCGUUUAAACACGGUGCAAAGUCAUAAUUUGAAUCUCAAGUUCGCAUAGAACAAUUUGCUACCUUUCCCGAGUAAUUUUAAGAAAAUUCAAAUUUUCGUGGUGGGACCCAGAGCGGGUCAUAGUGACUAUCAAAAUUCGUACAAAUUUUUAUCACAGACGCAUUUAUAGCCGUCUGUAGGCCAGUUUGUCACUUGCUUUCCACUUUUUAAGCGUAUUAAGGCACCUAAAAAUCCGUAUAUUACACAUGACUCCAACUAAUUCCCCAAUUUUUCUUUCAGGCUGCGGACUCAAGCGCUUCCACCACUCCCACCGGUUCUCGAGACACGACUUUCACCAAGAUCUUCGUCGGUGGCCUUCCCUAUCACACCACCGACCAGACCCUGCACGAUUAUUUCAAGCAAUUUGGGGAGAUUGAGGAAGCGGUCGUCAUAACGGACCGACAGACCCAAAAAUCCCGAGGCUAUGGGUUCGUAACGAUGAAGGAGAAGACGGACGCCGAAAAGGCUUGCCGCGACCCCAAUCCCAUCAUCGACGGGCGCAAGGCCAACGUGAACUUGGCCGUUUUGGGAGCAAAACCAAGGAAUAAUGUGAAUUUGUCGGGUAAGAAGCGAAAAAAGUAGUGUUGUAGUAUCUUAAUAAUUUUAGUACGGCCUUAAUAAGACGCUCAGGGAUGUACUCUAGCUAUUUUCGGCGGCUUUGAGAUAAAUUUUCGAUUUUCCAUGUUUUCGUGGUAGGACCCAAAUUGAUGCCAAAAAGCCAAAACUUUCGGCAAAUUCAUUGAUAAUUGCUUGUAAAAUACGUCGCCUUCUAUAUAUGUGGCCUAUAUCCCUGAGUUUCGGGUCGUGUUUGAGUCUGGAGAGAUUACUGUAACUUUGUAGUGUAAAAGUAUAAUAUACUAGGCGAAAGCGAAGCGAAUGAGCGCGGAAUGAUGUAGGCUUUUCCUUGACGUGUGUCAUAGUUGUGAAUUCCAUGGUUUCCAAGUUUUUUUGGGUCUGCUUUGAGUUAUUUUUAAUCUCUUUUUUGAAAUGCACCCCCGAGCCAAAGUUCAUUAGAAUAUUGACGUCAUGGCCCUUUUCUAUGCUGUAAACAUGCCGUGCUGAACUUUAUGUGAGCUACAAAUCCACAACAGAACAUUUAGAGCUGUUUCCGAGGAGUUUCAGGUUUUCGUGGUGGGACCCAAAAGGUCCUGUCACGAAAAUCUGAGAACCGGAAAAAUUAUCGAAAUAGGCCCUAAGGCUACGACUAGUACCGAAUAAUAACCAUUAAACAUUUUUCGAGUCCAUAAACUCCCAUUUUGAACGUUAAAUUUACAGUAACCCAACAAAUUUUCGAAAUGAGAUUAGUCAACCGAUUUCUCUGACAAUGUAACUUGAUUGGUUUUCCUUUUUACUGUUUUGCUCAUGUUACAGCCUUUACCACCGCACUUGCACCACAACUGCAACUUCAGCAACAACUCCAGCUGCUUCAAGGACGUUUGGGGUGAGUGUGCCAUUUUGGAGUUUUUUUUUAUUUUUCUUUUUGGACUCCCUGAUUUUUUAACUGCGCUUUUCUUAGUGGUUCUGAGGUGUUUGCGAAAGUGGUUGCCGGGUUACGGUGUUUUUUUUUUGAAGAUUACGGUAACUGAUAUGGUAAUUAAUGGAACCGAAACGAUAAUAACGGGCCUAGAAUACUCUGCAUAGUCUAAAUAUACCUUGUAAAGUCUAAUACAGACUUUAUUCUUGGUUUUGAGAGGCUUAGACCUAAUUUUGGGUCCCACCACGAAAACUUGAUUUAGCCUAAAAUCGCGGAAAUUUGACUGAAACUGGAUUGGAAUAGUGCUACAGUGGUGGACCUGAUCCAGUGGCAAAAAACGUACCAUUUUGCAUCCAGGAAGUAUCAAAAAUGUGGCAAAAUACCUCCUCUACAAGUGAAAAAAACUCCGAUUUCAAAAGCGCGCCUUCAAAACUUUUUUCACUUGGAGAGGGAAGCAUUUUGUCACAUUUUUGAUACUUCCCGGAUGCAAAAAGCUACGUUUUUUGCCACUGGAUCAGGUCCCCCACUGUAUAUGGUACUAAUUUGAUCAUAAGGUUCUUGUUUUACCCCUCUGACUUUAAAAAACCCCAAAUCCGAAACUUCUCCCCACUUCAAACAACAGUAACUUGCUUACGUCGAAAAAAAAGGCAAACCGGACCCGUUUUCUGACAACCGGUAUUUUUAGCGGCGGCGAAAACAUCCGGUAAUAACAAAUUUUUUGCGUCAAUGUCGGCCUUUGAAAUCGGAGACCACAAACUCGAGGGCCGUAUAAUCCAAUUUCAGCGAAAUUAGGACCCUUGUUUGGCGUACUUUUGAUGUGCACAGUGCGGAAUGAGUGAGGGCAAAAGACCACUGAAGGGCGUUUCACACUGGUUUAUUUGAAGUGGCAUUGGUAUUAACAGGAAUUUCGCGGUUUUUUGAGCGUUUUUGGGGAUUUUGAAGCAAAAAUCUUGAAAAAAUCAAGAUUUCUUGGAAAUUUGCUCAAUUUUUGUGUCGCUUUUAGUGCCUAGCUUCUUAUAAACUAAUAAAAAUGACCAGCUACUCCCAAUUUUCAUCCGUUUCUCUCCUUUUUACACUAAAAACCACCAAUUUUCCGCCUUUGGGGGAUUUUCAAAAAUUUUCCUCAAAAUUAACAUUCCUUUUCUUGGGCUACUGUAUAAUCGUAUUGAAUUUUCAGUGUUCAACAACUUUAUUCGCCAGUUGCAACCACCGCCGCCGCUACCGGUCAGAUGAUCAAUCCGUUGGCCGGGCAACUCAACCAACAAAUGUUGGCGGCGAUUGCGCAAGCGCAGAUGCAACAACUGACUGCGCAUCAGGUAUGGUUUGUGAGUUGGAGUGUAGAUAAUCUACUUGAAUGCUAAAAUGGAUGUAUUUUUGAUGAGCAAAAAAAUUACGAUCAAUUUUUUGAAAUUGAUGACUAAAGUAAUAUCAUCCACAAAUUUGUGAUGGAAAACCAAGCAAAAUGAGGUUUUAGACAACCUAUGCCCUAAUAAAGACUUCUAGAUAGUUGUGUGUACUAUGUUAGCGACCAUUUCAAAGUUAUGACUACUUAUAUUCAGCUAGAUCUAAAGUAAUAUAAUGGGUAAAUCCAGAUUCUUUCUCCGCCAAAAUACAUUUAUUUCGACGCUAUAGGCCUCAAUACAGCCUAGGAACACAACAUUUUAUUUAUCAUCCACCUACUUUUCAAAAAAUCACCAAUUUUCUUCCACCCACCCCUAGUACAAUAUAAUAAACCUUCAUUUUCCAGAUGGUGUCGGCUCAACAGCCUCAAGCCCAACUCGCCGCGCUUCCUCAAGCCAACCAGGCCUACCUGAACUACGCGGCGCUACUGGCGCAGCAACAACAACAGCAGCAAGCGCAGCCGACGGCAGCCGAGCUGGCCGCGCAAUUCCAGGCCCAAACCGUGGCGGCCGCUUCGAACUCGCUGACCUACCGGAAGGAGCGAGAAAAGCACAGAGUCAGCCCUUAUUAA
Bursaphelenchus xylophilus (pine wood nematode) is the source of this 3637-nucleotide messenger RNA. Lineage: Eukaryota; Metazoa; Nematoda; Chromadorea; Rhabditida; Aphelenchoididae. The record is from the annotation of a GenBank genome assembly.